Messenger RNA from Amoebophrya sp. A25, 3808 nucleotides. The record is from the annotation of a GenBank genome assembly. NCBI's taxonomy places the organism in Eukaryota, Dinophyceae, Syndiniales, Amoebophryaceae.
AGUUAGUUCCUCAGUUAUCUGCUUGCUGUGGUGAGUCCUUCAUGCUGUCUCCAGCUUUUUUGUUGAUUGCGAAACGUACUGCGCCCCUAUAGGUGGCCAGAAACAAUUUCUGAAAUCUCCAAAUCCAAAAAAAAAGAUGAUGAUGACUCGCCAUCUUUCCCUCAAAGUACCUUCAUCUCUUGAAAUCCCCUUGUUGACCAUGUUGGUAAAAAAAUAUUGCUUAUAAUCACAGCUAUUUAUGAUAGUAUAGUUUUGUUACCGAAGUUAUUUAUUUUCGUCCGCCUGUUUCUCUGGAGUUUCCACUCGUUCCUUCAUGAACAUUCUGUUCACAUCAGGAGGGGGAGGAUGGGAUACGGCACCAUCCAAUAGCUGGGCCUAGCUCAGGUCGAGGUCUGGUUGUCUUUUUCAUUUUCGUUGCAACUAAUUUUCAUUGGAAGGAAGGGAAACUGAAAAGAUGGCAUCUUUCGACGAUUUUGUCGGGACGGCGACCGCCAUGGGCGGCAACGAUUUGUCGAGAAGUUGGCUAAAAGAGCUCUGGGAAGGUGCAGACGGAGACAUGAAUCGUGCCAUAAAUCAUCUCUUAGAUACACCGGAAGAGAAGUAUCAAAGAUCGAGCAAAAAACGAGUUAUGAUGGUGUUGCUUCUAGGCGUAGCCUUUUUGUUGAUCAAUAAAACUCAUCACUAAAAACUUCAAUGUUAUCUGAUACCAGAAGCAGAAGCAGAAACUCCAGGUCCAGCACCAUACUACAGAUAAAUGAUGAGGAACUAUUCUUACAGUCCUUGUUUUUCCGUGCUGUCACAGCCUGGCUCCUCGUCAAUACUUUUCGGUUUGUUUUUGCUAUGCAUGAUAUGCAUCGAUUUGGUGCAUUUGCAACGUUGAAGACGAUUGACUAUUCCCCGAUUCAUUUGAACUGACAAAGCAGAGCGGGGCUCGAGUGGCGGAUCCAGUCGAAAAAGUAAACGCGGUAGCGUAUCGUCGAGAGAACAACAGCCAGCAGAUAGCGGGAGCGCAGGCGCCAAUGCCGGUGGCGGGGUGGCUGAUCAAGGCGCAGAUUUGACUAGUUUUUUCGAUAUUCCACAGCCUCAGCCUGGUGAUCAAUUUCCAGAGGUGAUGUCCGGGCCCGCCGGAAUGGCCGGGGUAGCGGCGCAGCAGAGUAGCAACUUCGCCUCGUCUUCAGCUAGCAAAACCAGAACGGAUCACUCAUCGGCGCAACAGCAGGUUGGUGGAAUGGACGGCACGAAUGCGUCGAUAGUUGACCCACCUCAGAUGGACAUGGGAGGACAGGGAGCGGGGAACGCAAGCACUAACUUCCAAUCACAGCAGAUGGGUGGCAGCCGAGGAUCCAUGAUAUUCCAGAGUCAGCAUCCUGCGAUGAACCAGUCAACAGCAAACUUUGGCGACAGUGGAUUCGGGGUCGAUCCGAAUGCUAGCAUGGCUAUGUCUGGAGGCGCUGGUAUGGUAGGAUCCUCCAUGAAUAUGAACGCGUCAGCAGCCGGCGCUGGUAACUUCAACAACGCCAAUGCGAGUGCAUACAACUACAACCCGAUGAUAAGCAUGAAUAACGCGGAGUUCCACAACUCCUCGAUGAUUCACAGUGGCCAUCAACAGGCAGGGGCUCCACUUAAUGCCUCCAUGCCCCCGCAGCAGGCGAAUGCCAGUUUUGUUGGAGUUGCCACGAGUCAACCGCCAAGUAGCAGUAUGAUGAUGGGUAGUAUGCCGCCCGGAAGUUUCGGGGCGACUGGGGGCGAACCCACCAUGUCAAUGCCACAGCCGCCCCAAUUCGGAGCCUCCCAGGGGGCACCGGGGCAAACCGCGUCGUACGUCCAGCAGAGCAUUCCUCCAGGCGCUGCUCCAAGCUCACAAGCUCCGGACAACAACGUUUACAACCCGAACGCGAACGCCGUACCAGUGAUGCAGCAGCCGCAGCAGCAAUUUCAGCAACCACGAGUCGCACAGGGCGCUGGACCGUAUGUUCAACAACAGGCACCUCUAGCACCGCAACAUCGGCAUCCUCUGGCAGACGUGCUUUCGAUGCCUGUGGGUGUGCAACAAGGGAUGCAGGAGUCUCUGGGAGGCCAGCAGCCGCUAAUCAAUAGCUACGUGCAGCCUCCACUUGUGCCGGGUAACUAUUUGGCCGGAAAUGCGGCCGCCACAGAAGUUGCGCAUCCUUUAUCGCCUCAGCACACCUGGCAGCAGGCGCACCUUCCGCCAGUCGCAGCAUCGUUCCAGUCGGACAGGGACAUGCUUUUACGAGGAAACAUGACUCCGCCACGGUCUUCUGGUGAACUUGGACUGGUCGAGCAGUUACAGAUUGCGAAACGAUUACAGCAGCACGCGGAUGCCGUGGCUGCAGCGGCGUCGACAAGUAAAGCAUUGGGGUUAAUGUCCUCGCAAGGCGCAGGAGGUCCUAUUGAUGAACUGCUGCAAAGAAAUGAAGCGCUCUUGCGCGCCUCGGGGGCGCUGUAUGAAAGUUCCGACCUGCAAUUGACCAACAGAAUUAACAGUUUGUCACCGGCACCGGCCGCGAGACAAGUCGGCGGAGCAGCUGGCAUUCUUGAUGCUGCAGGGGCGCCUGGAGGUGUUAUGAUGCCACCUGGUCGUGCUGGAGCUGUUGCGACUUCAUCUCCCUAUCUUCCGCGCGGGCGAGUUACGGCAGGACCACCAGAGGCAGUACCCACGACGUCGAGUGCUCUUGCCAUUGUUCCCACCGGCGGAGCGUCCCAGUCCUCAGCAUUGCGAAAGGAAGACGAGCAGCUCCAAUUGCAGCUUCUGCAACAGCAAAGAAUGCUUCACAACAUGCGAAACAUUGUGCUUAUGCAGAAUUCGCGCUUGUCCACACUCAGCAAAAAGGAAGGCUCUAAGCAGGGAGACAAUGACGCAGACGACUGGUGGAACCGGGAAAGUUCAGGCGGUGGAAUCACAUCAAAAAAUCCAUUCGCUGACGCUGCGCGUGGUGGAGGUGGGGCGCAUUCUCUAUGUCCUGGAGGUGGUCGGAAAGGAGCAGGCGCCGCUGCUUCUUCGGCAGCACUGGCACGCCAACUGUCCCUCUCACUGACCCCCCGGCGCCGAAGUACCGUUGCAGCACCAGGAUCGGCAACAUGGCUGCAGCGUGCGCAAGCGAACAGCGCAGAUCGGAUGCCGUCGCCAGCGGUGCUCCCGGCAAUGUCACCAAGACAGCUCUUCGGAGACACUUCUACCGCAGCAGCUCAACGACAGCUUGCUCUUGCAGGAGGCAUGAGUAACCUGUCUCCGAGCCUAGCCGCGGCAAGAAGUGCAGUUGCUGGGCUACCAUAUCCUGGUAUGAGUGCUUCCGCUCCUGUCGCAGCUGGAGGUCUUCCGCCCUCUUCCAGCAAUGGGGGUCUGUUACCUCAGGCUACGCUGGACCAUCUAGGAGUUCUAGGUGCAGCGAGCUCGGCCGCGCUAGGUGGCACUACUGGAGUAGGUGGAGGGCUGGCCACAGCGGCUGGGUUGGCUGCUCCACAAUCGGCGUAUCUGCCGACGUCAGCUGCGUCACUACGAGGAGGUCCCGGUGGCUUAGCAGGUAGCCUUCCACCUGGAGCAGGUCACACACAACUCGGAUCUUCAUCUGCGCUACUCGCAUCAGCAGCGCAUCCACAUCUCCAAACAGCAUGGGGAGCCAGCUUGCACGGACCGCCGACCACUCAGUUGUACUGUUCGCUUCCCACCUGGUUCCCAACUGCGUCGGCAAGCGACCUCAUGUACAACCCCAGUGUGUUAACUCAAUCCUUACCUGCACAACCGCUGGGAGCGCUGGUCAGUAGCUAUCCUGCUGUAGCAAUGCGCUGA